UCCUCCACCCCGUCCUCGUUCCCCAUCUAUACUACUCCCGCAUCACUAAUGGCUUUACCUGAACAUUUCGGCACGUAAACAGAAGCGAUGCGGCAUUGACCAUCACAGCCGAUCGACAACUUCUGAGCUGUGAGCUUGAAUUGGAUCUGUUCAAUCAUGGCUUGAAAGUUGUCGCAUAGCUUAGACGCAUUUAAAGGUUCAGUGCGGAAAGAUACACGUCUAUAACGAGACUUCGACAUCUGUGAUCGUAUAACAAACAUUAUUUUUAAAGUUAAAUCCAUACAUCUCGCAAAGAUGAGCAAAAAUCCGAAACAGUUCAAACUGCUUUCAAAGUCGAAGUUACGCUUCAAAUUGAAAGCUGAAAGUGAAAAAGUUACGCUUGAGUUAAAAAACGGUUUGGCGGAAUUUUUCGGCACGGAGCUGAACAAAAACAAGAAGUACGAGUUUACAUCUACGGCUGAAACUUUUGCCGUAUUUACCUGGCAUGGCUGUACGGUUAAGGUGGUUGUCAAAGUCGAUGCCUCUAUAAACAGAGAAACUCUUAUGGAACGCUACCUGUACUGCCAUACCGCGGAAGAAACUGAAACAAGGGGUCCAGUUUUCAUGAUUGCUGGAUCUCCUGGUGUCGGCAAAACUAAUGUGAGUCGUAUUUUAAUAAAUUAUGCUGCUCCAAUGGGUAGGCCGUCAAUGUGCGUGGACGUAGAGAUUGUGCCCAGGAACAGGUUGGCUUGCCAGGAACUAUCGGAGCAGUGCUGCUUGAUGGGACGGCUGACAUCGAAGACGGACUCAACUGAUCAGUUCCCAUUACGGCUACACGGAUCCGAAUUCCAAUUUACCGCUUUAUAAGCUCUUGGUCACGACGUUGGCUAUAAAGUUUGCUUAAGAAGAUUAAAAGCAGACAGAAAGACUAAGGUGUCUGGAAUCAUCAUCAACACCUUUCGGCUUGUCUUUGACUGAGACAUUGAUGCAAGUAGCACAAGCUUUCAAGGUGGAUGCGAUUGUAGUUUUGGGGAAGGGAGGAAUAUACCACCAAUUAAAGAAAGAGAUGCCCGAAGAGGUAAAAGUUAUACAUCUGCCUGAUGUAAACGGAGGCGCUGAAGAUAGAGAUGAAUUGCAAAAAUAUAAAAUUAAAACCCGAAUAGUAAACCAGUACUUCAACGAUAGAAUAGGCUUACAGAAAUGAAGGCAGAAGAUUGUACAAAACUGUUUGAACUCGACCCAAAGUCUAAUUUGCGUUAUCGCUCGCUGUCGGUAACAUUUAAAGACUCUCCAACUGAAGAACUUGUACGAAAAAACAUUUGCGAUUUAAUCGUCAUACUGGAUAUUGAUGAAGAAAAUAAUCAGACAUUCACCAUUCUCUGUUCUCAACCUGGCUUCAUAAUCCAAUGCAUAUUACUUCUUAACGAGUUUUCAACUCCUAUUAUUGACUGAUAUCUCGAAGCAGAAUUCAGUUUGUGAAUAUUUUUUCAGUUGCUGAUGACUAUGGGGUUGCCACAAAGUUUUGAAUAUGUUGAAUUAAUAUGCUAAAUAAAUGAAACAUUAUUGAAAA
Molecule: messenger RNA, 1549 nt
Organism: Nasonia vitripennis (jewel wasp)
Lineage: Eukaryota; Metazoa; Arthropoda; Insecta; Hymenoptera; Pteromalidae
Product: protein CLP1 homolog
Exons: 2
Coding region: 295-846 (183 amino acids)
Biological process (GO): tRNA splicing, via endonucleolytic cleavage and ligation
Cellular component (GO): nucleus
Molecular function (GO): polynucleotide 5'-hydroxyl-kinase activity
Source: RefSeq, a predicted model, not a curated record